Parascedosporium putredinis is the source of this 387-nucleotide messenger RNA. The record is from the annotation of a GenBank genome assembly. Lineage: Eukaryota; Fungi; Ascomycota; Sordariomycetes; Microascales; Microascaceae.
AUGAAUAGCUGGCCGUAUGAGAUGCGCCAGAGGAGCUCCAUCAACAAACGCUCGCUCUGCGAGGCUCUUGAAAAGUCCGAGGUGGAGCAGCCCGGCGCCCCCGACUUCAGCCGCCGGUUCGUCAAACCGGCUCAGGGACACACGGUGGCUGGUGCCGCCCCUAUCGAGAGCGACGGGGCACUGGGCCUCGACGAGGCAGCCUGGACCCAUCUUAGCAAGCACAAGGCGCGAGAAUACAAUGAGCUGGCGUUGUCUUUUCUCAAGCUCUUUGAAUACGGGGUGCAGACUUCAGGACGAAGCCAGGCCCUUCAACGAUGCGUCUACAGGCUCUACUCCGACGUCCUCCGGACCGCAGAUUGUGUGGCCACAGCCCGUUGCUGCGUCUAG